AGGAGUAAAAGAUCACUCUUCUUCUGUUUCUAGAGAAAGUGAAAAUGGAGAGAAUCAUCUUCAGACACGUAGUGAUCAUGUGGAUGAGAAUGGGAGUUUUACAGAGAGAGAAAGGCUCGGGAGAUAAAAGAGACUGAACUUGCAGAUCUCUUUCUCAAUCUCUUAUGGCCUUAUACCGGGAGAGGUAUCAAGGUUUUCUUAUGAAAUGACUGAAUUCAACUUUACAGCUUCAGCGACGGCUUUGUUUCUGAACAUGUAUAGUUAAGGAGGUGGAGGGAGAUAGAUCUACUUUUUCGGUUGCAUGUCAGCUGAGUAGGGUUCUGAGUUGGAGAAAACGGACCUGUUUGAUUCCUAAUUUCUGUCCGCGACUGGCUUGCUGCAGAAUUCCGGUGAAGAUUUGGGACUUUUGUUGUUUCCUUGAGCAUCCUCAAUCACACAUUGAUUGAAAUGGUGUUCAGAGAUGCUUUAAAUGGACAAAAGAAGAAAGUUGAAGGGUCAGAUUGGGAAUCACCAGCUAUGGCUGACCUGCUGCAUCAUAUAAUGUUUCAACUCGGCUCAUCCAUCAGUCAAGAUUUCAUAUUUCUUCAAGAAAAUUGGCAUCUAUUGGAAUCAUUUCUCUUGGCUAGAAAUAUUAGUUUGAAAGAAUUUGGAAAAGGUUUUCUUGAAAAGGAAAUUCAUAUUUCCAAUUUAUAUGCAAAGCUAAAUGAGGAUACGCAUGUCAUCAUGGCAUCAUCUGGUGAGAAUCAUGAUAGCCAACCAUCAGAUGACAGUCUCCUACCAGGCCUUCCUGAUGACACAGCAUUAGAUAUUUUCGCUUGGGGGAGCAGGUCAGAUUUCCCAAAUCUGGCCAGUUUGAAUAAAAAAUUCAAAUCAUUGGUUGAAAGUGGAUAUUUAUAUAAACUGAGGCGGCGGCUUGGAAUCAUAGAACAUUGGGUUUAUUUAGCCUGUAUUUUAAUGCCUUGGGAAGCUUUUGAUCCUGUAACACAGAGAUGGAUGAGAUUACCUAGGAUGCCAUGUGAUGAUUGUUUUACGUAUGCAGACAAGGAGUCCCUUGCAGUGGGAACUGAGCUACUUGUGUUUGGGCGGGAGUUGUCCGGAUUUGCUAUUUGGAUGUAUAGCUUGAUUACCCGUGAUUGGUCUAGAUGCCCUCUAAUGAAUUUGCCUCGCUGCCUGUUUGGUUCAAGUAGUCUUGGAGAGAUUGCUGUUGUUGCUGGUGGAACUGACAAGCAUGGCCAUGUUCUGAAGUCCGCUGAGCUUUACAAUGCUGAACUAGGUACUUGGCAAAUAUUGCCUGACAUGAAUUUGUCACGUAAACUUAGUUCAGGCUUCUUUAUGGAUGGUAAGUUUUAUGUCAUCGGGGGCAUGUCAAGCCAUACCAAUUGCUUGACUUGUGGGGAAGAAUAUAACAUAGAGACAAAGACAUGGAGGCGGAUAGAAAACAUGUAUCCUGAUUCCAGUGUGAGUACACAGUCUCCUCCGGCCAUGCGUUCUCCUCCAUUAGUUGCUGUUGUCAAUAAUCAGCUUUACUCUGCUGAUCAAGCAACAAACGAGGUAAAGAAGUAUGACAAGACUAAUAACUCCUGGAAUGUUGUGAAGAGGUUGCCAGUCAGAGCUGAUUCUUCCAAUGGCUGGGGACUGGCAUUCAAAGCAUGUGGCAACAGUUUGCUAGUGAUUGGAGGACAUAGAGGACCUGAAGGUGAAGUUAUUGUGCUCCAUUCAUGGAAUCCAGAUGAAGGCAACAACGAAGGAUCAGAUUGGAAUGUGCUUGCUGUUAGGGAACGGGCAGGUGCAUUUGUGUACAAUUGUGCAAUAAUGGGCUGUUAAUGCUUCACCUUUAUGUAUAGCAUUGCUCCAAACAAUUGACUUGUGAAGCUGAGAAGAACUUGCUUUCAGUAAACAUUUCAAGUAUACAGUGUUUGCUUUGCCAUUGAUCCUAUCUAUUAGUCAUAAGUAGUCUUGCAUUAACAAUGGGAGUUCAUACAGAAUUCUGACUGAAAUUUUAUUCUUGUUUCCUGUCUA
This is a messenger RNA of Carica papaya (papaya), 2019 nucleotides long. NCBI's taxonomy places the organism in Eukaryota, Viridiplantae, Streptophyta, Magnoliopsida, Brassicales, Caricaceae. The record is from RefSeq and is a predicted model, not a curated record.